ACAUACUUCCACAAUCCCUCAGAAACACGAGCUCGCACUGAACCAAUCUAAAACGCCGAGAGAAAUCGAUUUAAACGCCAUAUUUUUAAAAAUAUUAUUUCUCGCGGGCGACAUGGCGUUCGGAAACCUCUUCGUCCUCGGCUUCGUCUUCGUUUGUUUGCGGAGUGUGUCUUGUUUGCCAAGGAAUGUUGCACCUUCGUUCCUCGAAGUCGGAAGUUGUGCUUCGAUCUCGCUCAUGGAAGGCUUCGAAUCGGAGAAGUACCUCGGCACUUGGUACACCAUAAGCAGUGUUCCCAACUCCUACAUACCUGUCAAGAAAUGUAUGACAGACACUGUUACCAUGCAGGAUAUAGAUAUGGAAAUUGUAACGAAGGGAUUUGGUGAAGACGACAGCCCGCAGAGUUCAGAGGCCGUUCUUUCAGAGGUGGUGCCGUUCAACCCUUUCGAGGAGCCGUUCUUGCAGCUUCAAGCCAGCCUCGUGCCGCCUGUCCCCUACCACAUCGUCGAGACGGAUUACACUUCCUACUCCUGCGUGUACUCCUGCUUCGACCUGCUGAAUAUCCGAGCCGAGCUAUUCUUCAUUCUCUCGAGGACGCCUGAGAUUUCGCCCGAGACCAAGCAGCGGUGCCUCGACCUCUUUGAAGAAAAGGACGUCGACACGGGGAAGCUCGUUGAGAUGCAGCAAGAGGGGUGUCCGCGAGAGGAUGAGGGGGUGGAGGAGGAGGAGGAGGAGGAGGUCGUGGAGGCUGAGGAGGUCGCCGAGGAGGAGGUCGAGGAGCGAGAUGAGGGACAGGAGGUUGAGGUGACUGAGGAUGGUGUGGAUGCUCUUGGGGUCUUGCAGAACGCAGAUGAGAUUCCUGGGGGUCCCGGACGAAUGGAUUCUGAAGUUCGGAAAGACGCCUCCGCUGAUGGUUCCACUGAGGUCGAAGGACAGGACUUGGAGAAUGGCAAGGACUCUUCUGCAAGUGAGGCAGGGGAUCGUGGAGACGCUGUGAUAUCUGUUGAUUUGAAGGGUUGCGUUGAGGAGGCCGAUUCUGAAUUAAAGGGAGACGGCAAUGAUAGUCCUGUAAAUACACAAAGGAAAGAUGAAAGAUACAUAUCAGAAGAGGAAUACGGGCUCUCCGUCCUCGAGGAAGCCGAAGAUUUCGUCCAGGAAAUCGAAGAAGAUGUCGCCAGAGCAGUGGACAUCGUCGAAAACUCGGCUACGAAGCUGAUCGAAGAGACGUCGGAGAUCUUGGAAAUUCACGGGAAAGACGUCAAGAAAACCUCGCUCGAGAUUGACGAGCGCACGCGCAUACAGGGGAUCGAGGACGGAGAUCACUACAAUUCUUCGAGUCCCCCUCUCUCACUUCCCACAGCAGCCUCGGUGACUUUUGCUGCUCUCUGUCUCUUCCUUUAUCGCUAGAUUCUUUUCAUGAACAGUACCUUAAAAAUGGUGGGACGUGCCAUAAAAAUGACUGUGACUCGUGACCUGAUGCUGACACUCAGUGCUUCAUAGAGACUAGUGUCUUAGAGGAAUCAUCAGUAGUAGCUUUUGCUGACUCACGAGAUUCACUGAAGACGUUUAGGGAGAACCGCUAAUUCUGUGGGCGAAAUAGAGGCCUUUGAAUGACAUCCACAUGAAUGGUGUGGACGGAUUUUGGAUUUCACUUUACGCCGUAGUAAUUUACUAUAGAUUCAUUGUUACAUGCAGGCGACUGCAUUCGAUUCUAUUACCUUAUACAAUUGUAAAUAUUGCAUUCAUAUCUCUUAUAUCUAUUUAUAGUAUCAGAUCUGAUUUCUAUACUAUGACUUUAAAAAAAAUAAAAGAGUCGUUAGGAAUGUUGCAUCUGUGCUUUUUUUGUGCGUGUGUAUUACGCAUGGUAUGUGUGUGUUAGGGAAAGAGAGAGAGAGAGAGAGAGAGAGACAGACAGACAGAGAGAGAGAGAGAGAGAGAGAGAGAGAGACAGACAGAGAGAGAGAGAGAGAGAGAGUGAUAUCGUAGUCUCCCCUGAAAUGUAGAUAUAUCAUAGUCUCCUGAAAAUCACCUAGUCACCAAUUUCUGGUUUACUAAUAAAUACUAUUGAUAUAUGUACUUCUUAAAAUAUAUUCUCUUUUUAUGUUUAACAGACAAAUGUUUAUUUACAUAGUUAUGUUACAAAAAUACUUGUAAGUCCUCAGCAUUCUCAGGAAAUUAAAUAAAAUAAGACAUUAGAA
This is a messenger RNA of Penaeus indicus, 2196 nucleotides long. RefSeq lists its product as uncharacterized. Gene Ontology annotation, cellular component: cytoplasm. The transcript is spliced from 4 exons. The record is from RefSeq and is a predicted model, not a curated record. The coding region runs from base 113 to 1405 and encodes 430 amino acids. NCBI's taxonomy places the organism in Eukaryota, Metazoa, Arthropoda, Malacostraca, Decapoda, Penaeidae. Gene Ontology annotation, molecular function: pigment binding. Gene Ontology annotation, biological process: response to reactive oxygen species; lipid metabolic process.